Thamnophis sirtalis is the source of this 813-nucleotide messenger RNA. RefSeq names its product noggin-1-like. Gene Ontology annotation, biological process: osteoblast differentiation; negative regulation of cell differentiation; dorsal/ventral pattern formation. The record is from RefSeq and is a predicted model, not a curated record. NCBI's taxonomy places the organism in Eukaryota, Metazoa, Chordata, Lepidosauria, Squamata, Natricidae.
AUGGACGUUAAAGUGUGGCUGGCUUGUAUGCUGCUUCUGGAGCAAUGGAGCCCAGGCUUCCACUACAUUGAAGCAAUUUUUGCCUCUCAAAAAGGAGGCUUUUCCUUAAGUGGAGCUCCCCGACCAUCGAAUAACAUCAGAGCACUGGAGCAGUCCAAUCCUGACAUACAUCUUACUUGGAGUAAGCUGCCGACUCAAGGAAAGCCUUACAGCCUCUCCCUCUCUCCUGAGGACUACCACUACUCUGUGCCCAAGCCAAAGCAUUUGCGUACUUCCAAGCUGAUGAAACUUCUGGGAUCUUCCUAUGACGCUUUCUGGAUGUCUCCUGAGGACCCACGAGGUCGGAACCCAAGUGCUGAAGAACUGAGCACCCAGAACCGAGAGCUGGCUAAACAUACAGCCCGCUUUAAGAAGACGCUUCUGCAGGAGACAAGCAGAUUACAGCUUCCCAAGUUGCAGCUGUUGCUGCCUUUUGAGGAUGGGAUCGCUGGUAAUUUGAGCCAGUCCUUCAUUUAUCGUCUACGUCGAUGGCUAGUGGACAGCGCAACCUGUUCUUUAACCUCUUCCUGGGUAGACAUGGGAUCUGUCUUCUGGCCACGCUGGAUACGCCACACACACUGUGAGCAAGCAGGAUGCUCUUGGCCUCCAGGCAUGACUUGCCAACCAGCCCAAAUUACUCACAUCAAACUCCUAGCAUGGCACUGUUGGAUAAAUGGAACCCAGUCUCUGAAUCGCAGAAAAUCUCGUAAGGAAUGUGUUUGGAGACAGAUUCCUUAUCCUGUUGUGACUGCAUGUAAGUGUGCUUGCUCGUGA